GGGGACACGGAUUUGAGGCAUCUUCCCAAAUACCGGCCACAAUGCCUGAAAAUUCACUCUUUUAUCCUGGUUUUCACACAAAACAAGCGCAAACUAAUCUAUUAUGUUUGACGACACCAGAGAUGCAUAUUAUUUUCCAUAUAAUAAAACCCCUUGUGUCUGUAAACCGCCCACAGACGCUGCAUGUGCAGAAGAGGCUGAUGUUGUCAGCUCCGCCUACAGGUCACUGUUAGCAGGCUGAUAGCACAGGCUAGCUCAAACCAAGAAGGUUAGUCAAAAACAAGCCACAGCAAUCGUCAAAUACGUGAUCAAAAUGUGUAUCGCAGUCUUAGAAAGAUUGGUGAGCACAUAGCAAACGAGGACAAAGCAGUGAGACCUCAAAUAAGUCAAAGAUCCCUGAAGAUGGAGGUGAGUUCAGGAGACGUCCCCAGUCCCACUCUGCAGGUGUGUUUUCCUGCGGUCAGAGCCUCGGUCCUGGACAGUCUGAACAGGCAGAGGGAGGAGGGACAGCUCUGUGACCUGUCCAUCCACGUACAGGGACAGGUGUUCAAGGCCCACCGCUGUGUCCUCGCCGCAUCCUCUCCAUAUUUCCACGACCAGGUUUUGCUGAAGAAUGUCACCACUGUCUCGUUGCCGUCGGUGAUGGACCCUGUGGCCUUUGAGAGCGUUUUAAGCUCUGCCUACACGGGGCAGCUCAGCAUCGUCCAGGACGACAUCGUCAACUACGUCACGGUGGCCAGUUUUCUACAGAUGUGGCACAUAGUGGACAAAUGCACAGAGAUUUUAAAAAGGCCCCGUCCUGCCCCAGAUCUACCUCCGGGGGGCGCUGUCUCUCGACAACAGUCUCCCAGCAGCAGUGACUCUUUAUAUUCAGAGCGAGAGGGAAGAAAGAGGGAGAAAAAGCCUGAUGCCCUCCCUCCCUUGGCAACAUGGAGACGACCGCAGCAGUUUCCAAGAUGGGGGCGCCAAAGAUCAUCAACGGGGCAGCAGAUAGCGGACUCGCAGCUGGAGAACUUGCCUGGGUACAAUGACAGCAGUGAUUAUUCCAGUUGUGAAGAGCCCUGGGUUUCAAGUCAAGCCAAAGCGACUCAUACUGUUCCAGAUGAGCUUGGCAGUAAAAACCACGGGACACCUCUCAGCGAAGACACAGGAAAGCAGAAAUUCAGACUUCAGCAGCGUGGCCCCGAAAGACCUCCAGAUAAGAAUAGGGAGAAUGGGGAGCGUGAUGUAACCCAAGAGAGACAGAAGAAAGACAGAAAAGAAACAGAAGGGGAGAAGAGUUCAGGAGAUAGUGGAGUGGAGACAAAAGAGGGCAUUAUACAAGUGGGGCAGUGUGACUUCAACGUUGCUUCAAACGUGAACAAAGCGUCUAUUGUAAAAGUGAUUCUUGACGACAGCCUUCACAGCGACGCCUCCUCAGAUGUCCCCACCCCUGCCCCCCAAACCCAGAACCAGACCCCUCAAAACCAGCCCAGCCCUGCACCUUUAGCACGUCUCCAGUGGCAGAUACCUGCUUGGUCCCAACAGACAGCAAGACCCCAAGACACCGAGACUGGUAGAAACAGUGUAAGCAAUGAAGAAGACUCAGAUAUGGGACAUUUUGAAGGUAAUUACAGUCGGGAUACUUUUGAUGAGAUCGAGAAGGAAAGUGGACAAGUUUCACAGCGUCCGUUAGUGUCUCCAGAGUUUAAUCUAUCCGGCUCAGACGCGAACUGGCCUUCAACUAGCGCCAACCAAGCUCCUUCUUUGACUCCUACAUCCUCGUCCACUUUCCUAGCACCAUCAUCACCUAGUAUGCCCUCCUCUUCUUCUUCUCUGCCCCUCACUGGUGCCCCAUUCGCUGGCAAAGUCCACUACUGCCACUGUGGUAAAGCGUACGCCCUGAAAAGCAUGAGAGACCGCCACGUUAAAAUGCAGCACUUAAACCUGCGUCCAUUCGGUUGCCCAGUGUGUAAUAAGUCUUUCAAAAUGAAGCACCAUUUGACGAAGCAUCUGAAAACGCACGGGGGUUUACGGCCUUUUGAAUGCGGCGUUUGCGGAAAGAAAGUAAUCUGGAAAGACAGUUUUCUUAGGCACCAGGCGCGGUGUCAACGGAUGGCUUCAAACAGCAACAACUCAAGCACGUCCGCUGAAGAUGGGAGUAAUUUUGGGUACGGUUUUGAGGAGGGCGAGGGGUUUUUAGCAGCAGGGGGGCAAAUAAAGGUAGAAGGGGAGGACUUUCAAUCAGAGGAGGCGAUAGAGAGACUGCUGGUGUCUAGGAUUGUGAAUAAUUUGCAGACUGAAAAUGUGGACACUGGAAGCCAUGUUUUCAAAGAAGAGGCCAGUGAGAGCUUUAGUUAAAAAUAAUUACACCUAAAUGUCUUCAAUGUAAAUUAAGAUACAUUUUUAAAGGGCCCAUAUUACACUAUUUUCUGAUCUGUUUUAAUGUUUCCUACUCACAAACAGACCUGGAGUUGUGUUUGUUUCUUUCAUACAUGUUUAACAAACAAACUCUGCUUAUUUAGGCUGAGGGCCUGUUUACAUGAGAACGCUUGCGGGAAAAAAGGACAAAAUAUUUUAUCGGAAGUGCCUUUUGUUUAGACAGUGAUGGUGUUUUUUUCGGGGCUUAAAAACGCAAAAAUCUGAAACCACCCUCCAGAGUGCGUUUCACCAUAGCGUUUCUGUCUACACUCCACCGUAGCGUUUCUGUCUACACUGCCCAAGACGCAAAACUCUGGUCAGAUCUGCUCACUUAUGUCACAUACAUACAGUACACAGAAACAAACAUGUCGGUUCAUUUCCAUGUGUUGGACUUUCAAGUUGCUUUGGCAGCUCUAAUAAACUUACAGGAUACAUCCCAACAAAUGUACAGAAUCUGCAGAGAUAGUGUUAAUGAGCAGAGAAGGAUCUGCAAUUAACUCUGUCAAAUUCUGGAUGCAUCAGUUUGUCGCGGGUGAGCCAGACGACUAUGGAUGAGACCUGGGAGAAGCAGUCGAUGGUGGGACAACUUUGUGGAAGGAGUAGCUGAUGAAAAUGCGUAGUGUGAAAACUGAUGUAUGUCCAAAGAUCCCUUGUUGCUUUAAGUACAAGCAUAUUCAUUCGAAUUCCACAUUUUUUUUGCGUCACCGUAUGCAUGCAGAUUUGCUCCCGAAAAAACUUGUCGAAACGCAGAAUAAAAAGUGAAGACGCAACGCCGGAGUUCCUCUCUCAACCAUAAAACGACUGUCAUCGACAUUGUGAUUUCAUGGGAUAAUACAGGAAGUGCUCCACUCUGCAGCGUCCCAGCUAGAUUAAUGAAGCGUACAAGUGGAUGUGUACAGCAGCAGUCAUCUUUAUUUUCUGUAUUGCGCACAUAACCACUGUAAGAGCUAAAAACAAACAGUGAAUUAAUAACAAUAAAAACAAACAAAUUCAACAGUGUAACAGAAUAGAGAUUUUUCCCCUGUCCAGCCCGGAGCUAAAGUAUAUGGAAAGACCGUCCAUAAAGUUAUGCCUUUUUCCCCCACCAUGUCUGUCAAAAUAUAUUUGAACAGUUCCUGCCAUUACCGGAAGUGACACACUUCACACAGGAAACAUUCCAAAUAAAACAAAUGUCCUUUACAGACUCCUUACUGCUUCACUAGAAUAAGUUGGAUCUACAAAUCUCUACUGAACUAGAUGGAAAAGGACCACUUCAUGAUCCUUUUGAGCUUUGGAGAUGUAGACAGACUAAUAAUAAAAGAUUACUCAAACAUGUGAAUGAAACAAAACACAACUCCAGGUCUGUUUUUGAGGUAACAGCAUUUUAACAUGGCUUAAAGUUCACAAGAGUCAAUUUACUCAAGCUAACAUCUUCACUAUUUACCAUAUUAACUUCUCUGUUAGAACGUGUGUGUUUUGCCUAAAAUCUUCCACAGAAUGGCAUUAAACUUACCUCAGUGGAGACUAGCAGGUGAUGCCACGACCCCGUUCACAGUAAGAAUGCAUGCCUAUAGUUUAAUUAAUCUGGAAAUGAUAAGUUUCAAGCAGUUCUGUGGAACAUUCCGAGCAAUAACUUCUCUACAGAGACAAGCAGAUGGUACACCCCGCCUAAAAAGUUACAUAUUAUAUCUUUAAAACUUGGUACAAUUGACUGAUUUUGCUAUGGACCCACCUGCUAAGGGAAGUAAGAUAUUUAUUUUUCUAAGGAGGCCAAAUCAAGUUUUGGGGAACUGACUUUUAAAUACAGGGCAAUGACAUAAGCCAUUACGGUUUUGCAGUAAUUACUUGUACAGUCAAAUUGUGCCAUAUACUAGUAUUUGUUAUUGUAAUGAAGGUCUGGUAAAAUGUAGGGAUGUAACAAUAAGCAAGAUAUUGUGAUAUUGUAUUGUCAAAAGUCUCACAAUAAUAUUGUGAGCUGUCACAAUAUAUCAAAUUACAAAUUCUUUUGCUUAAAUGCCUUGUUUUAUAGUAGCAAUAGCCAAUAAACAGGGAACUACAUGUCCCAUGAUUCAUUUCAGUGCAGACAACAUGAAGAAAUAUGUUUUUUACUUGAGUUCAUAAGAUUAAGAUAGUAAUAUUUUGCACCAGAAUCUUGUCAAGGUAUUUUAAAGCAAAAAUGUGUCCUAUCUCCAAUAAUAUUAGCCUCUCCAAAAUAUUGCAAUAAAUAUCGUAUCAUGAGAUGCAUAUUGUGAAAAUAUUGUAUCGAGAGAUUUUGAUAUUGUAAUAUCCAUAUAUAGAAAAAUGUGAUCUCUAUUUUCUUGUGGUGUUAUUACGACCCAGCUCGGCGAGGGUCAGGGAGGUAACAAAAACCAAGAUGGAAAAAUUGUAUUGUAGUAAUGUAAGUAAUGGUGUUGGCCGUUGGUUUCUGAAACAGGGGGAGGCGGCUGCAGGUGAGGCAGGAUUGUCCCGGUGUAGAAGUGCCCACCAAUCAGGGACCAAGGUUCUCACCUCUCACAGGAGGGACAGCAAAAGAAAUAAAAAAAAAAUUAAAACACACAAAACAAGUCAGAGUACUGGAGGCCUGGGGCUGUAACAGUUGUAAAUGAUUAAAAUACAUUUGAUUUUUUCCUGCCAUAUUUAGUAAAGUUAAAGUGUUUCUUGACCGUUUUUCUUAUUUGCCACUUAUAUUUUAUGAAUGUUUAGUCACUUAUAUGGGAGAUUCUGUAGUGCAUAAUCUUUUUGUCCAUCAGAUGGUGCUAAAUUCAGGUUUCCCACAGUCAUGGAAAUCCUGGAAAAGUCAUGGAAAUUGAAAAUGUAAUUUUCCAGACCUGGAAAAGUCAUGAAAUUUUGUAAAUUCAAUGAAAGUUUUGGAAAAGUCAUGGAAUUUUAGUGUCUCUUUCACGCAACUACACCAUUCUGUUAAGUUAUCAUUAGGCUAUUAUGAUUACUUCAGAACGUCUGUGCCUUUUGUUUAAAAGAGAUGACAAUAAAUGCACUGACUGUAUUUUGAAUGUUAAAAAACUAUAAUACCAAACCAUAAGGUGAGUGGGAAGGGUUAACAUUUCAUAUUUAUCCUUAAAACUAUGAUCAAUUCUACACAUGUAGGUGCCGUAAAGUCAUGGAAAAUUCACUUUGGGUCAUGAAAAACCCAUGGAAAAGUUUUGAAAUUUUGUUAGUGAAAAAGAGUGGAAACCUUGUAAAUUAAAGUCUAAGACAAAAUAACACUACUGAAACUGGGCCAACAAAGAUUCAAUGCUGCUGCUGCUGUUGUAAAACUGUUUUCAUGAAGUUUGUUUAAAGCUGUCAUGGCCUGUAUAAUGUCAAUGUCAAAUCAUUGUGAUUUUUUAACUUCUAUCAUUUGUGACUUGACAUUGAAGUUUUGCUUUUUGCACAAAAUGAAAAGCUGAUAUGGGGGCAAUGGUUAAAAUCACAUAAAUAGCAGUAAUUUGUGUUUUGGGAUCUGUUCUGAAUGUAUUAUUAUUAUAGAGUACAACGCAACUGUUUGUUACGUAGUGUUACCAGACCAAGUCAAUAUUUUUGUACAUGUGUCUGUAAUAAUAAUAAAAAUACAUGCGCAAAAUA
Molecule: messenger RNA, 5961 nt
Organism: Boleophthalmus pectinirostris (great blue-spotted mudskipper)
Lineage: Eukaryota; Metazoa; Chordata; Actinopteri; Gobiiformes; Gobiidae
Gene: zbtb22a
Product: zinc finger and BTB domain containing 22a
Exons: 4
Coding region: 403-2340 (645 amino acids)
Biological process (GO): regulation of transcription by RNA polymerase II
Molecular function (GO): RNA polymerase II cis-regulatory region sequence-specific DNA binding; DNA-binding transcription factor activity, RNA polymerase II-specific; protein binding
Source: RefSeq, a predicted model, not a curated record